UAAUUUCUGGCAAACAAAAGCAGCAACACAAAUGCGGAAAGAGCAAAUCUGGAAUAUUUCAAGUUUUCAGUGGACACUGAUACUUCCAUUUCAUAUCUGAGCUGCUCAGGUGUUCAGAUUACUUUUUCAUAAUGGGAGGUAAAAAUUCAACAAUUUUGAAAGAAGAUAUGGAAGAUUAUAUUGAUCUGUCAUACUUAAAUAUGGGAGAAAUUAAAAUGAUUGAAAAGAUAUUUUAUGCAAUGGCAGAUGGGCAUAAAGUAAGUUUACAGCACAGGUUUCCUGCUUCUUUGAUAAAAGAUACAUUCCCUCAAAUACAGGCAAAUCCUUUUGCAGAUCGCAUAAUAGAAGUGUUUUCUUCUCAAAAUGACAACCAUUUGUCUUUUGAGGAUUUGCUGGACAUGUUUUCAGUACUCUCAGAAAACUGCCCUGACAGAGUGAAAGCACUGUGGAUCUUUAAAAUAUAUGACUUUGAUGGCGACACUUUCCUCAAGAAAUCAGAUCUUAUCAAUGUCAUAAGAAGAUUAACAGGUAUCAAUACUCUGGAAUUCAGAGAUUUGGAAACUGUAGCAAAUAAUGUUUUGAAGGAAGCAGACAUUUCUCAAAGUGGGGCACUUUCACCUAUGGAUUUUGUCCAUUUAGCACUGAAAUUGCCUGAAUUCUCCAGCUGCUUUACAGUUAGACUCUGAUAGUUACCUGUAGCAUAUUUUGUGCAGGCAUUAAUAGCAAGAAGAAAAAUUAUAAAUGUGUCAUUAUUGUAUAAUAUGAGGAAGUAAUAAUGUGGGGCAAGAUGUUAUCUGUAAUGAUAGCACCAGGGAUCAAAGUUAUAAGACAUGAACACAGUUCCAUUUGAAAAAUAAGUUAUUUAAUUUUUAAAUUAUGAUCAAUAUCUGCAGUUCUGUACAGCUCAGAAAUAUGGAUAUAUGUUUUAAUGGAUCAGUGUGUGCCAGUAAUAAUAUUUUGGGACCUGAAACAUGCUUCAUAAUCUCUCCACAUAGCCUUGUAGAUCUAAUGUAUUAUCAGCAAGAGAGGAGAAGCAGAGGUCAGCUUGACAUAGAUCAGUUCAUGCAGUGUUUUCCAAUCCUCAGAUUGUGUGUUUAACUUUCCACAAUGGAACAGUCUACAUACAGCAAAGAUUUUUGUCAUCCCAGGAAAUUAUACCAGCUAUUAUUUCAAAUAACCUGUAAUCAGGAAGUGAAGAAGAAAUUAAUGAUUGAGAUUUAAGCUCAAAGAAGUAAAACAAGAAUUACAUGAAUUAUCUUUAUUUCUUAAAAUUGGCAACCAGCAAAUAUUUUCUUAUACUCUAGAAGCAUAAGGUUUCAUUAGCCAUUAUUUUGAAAUGUAUACAAAUGCAGUAUUUAUAGCCUAAAAAAAAUCAAAGACUACACUUGCACUAAAAACCAGUCCUCAUAAUGCAAAAUAGCCCCCUAUUUUUAUUUAAUAUUGUCAUGUGUGAACAAAAAUAUCUUAUUUGAAUGCCUGAGAAUAUUGUUUAAUAUUCUACAUUAAUCUAUAAAUCUGAAAAUGCUUAAAGGAAAAGAAAGAAAGAGAGAAAGAAUGUAACUGAUUGUGUAAGACACAAUAAUAGAUUUCAACUGUGUUAUUUUAACAUUAGAUUCUUUUUACUUUAGGCUUAUUUUCGCUGUGUUAUGAUUAAUACUAUUUAGUUACUAUUUCUGUAAAUUAUUUAUGUAAGAAUAAUAGUAAUUUACUGC
Molecule: messenger RNA, 1712 nt
Organism: Schistocerca nitens (vagrant locust)
Lineage: Eukaryota; Metazoa; Arthropoda; Insecta; Orthoptera; Acrididae
Product: calcium and integrin-binding family member 2-like
Exons: 5
Coding region: 132-686 (184 amino acids)
Molecular function (GO): calcium ion binding
Source: RefSeq, a predicted model, not a curated record